Molecule: messenger RNA, 2405 nt
Organism: Heterobasidion irregulare TC 32-1
Lineage: Eukaryota; Fungi; Basidiomycota; Agaricomycetes; Russulales; Bondarzewiaceae
Exons: 12
Coding region: 1-2253 (750 amino acids)
Biological process (GO): regulation of DNA-templated transcription; nuclear-transcribed mRNA poly(A) tail shortening
Cellular component (GO): P-body; CCR4-NOT core complex; nucleus
Source: RefSeq, a predicted model, not a curated record
AUGGCUGCAAGAAAGCUACAAACGGAAAUCGACCGAACCUUGAAGAAGGUUUCGGAGGGCGUCGAGCUUUUCGAGUCGAUAUACGACAAGAUGCAGGCGUCGACAAACAUGACGCAAAAGGAGAAGCUGGAGACGGAACUGAAAACUCAAAUCAAGAAGCUACAGCGACUCCGAGAUCAAAUCAAGACAUGGGUCGCGAGCAAUGACAUCAAGGACAAGACAGCAUUGCUUGAGAACCGGAGGUUGAUCGAGACGCAAAUGGAGAAAUUCAAGGCAUGCGAAAAGGAGAUGAAGACCAAGGCGUUCUCCAAGGGCGGCCUUUUACAAUCCGCCAAGCUCGACCCGAAGGCCCAGGAGAAGCUUGAAGCGACGCAGUGGCUACAGACAUGCGUAGAAGAGCUUCUCUUGCAGGUGGAGGGAGCAGAAGCAGAGAUCGAAACACUACAGGGGGGAGGAAGGAAGAAGGGCAAGGUCGGGGCAACCGCACAGGAGAGACUUGAGGAAUUGGAGCAUCUGAACGAGCGGCGGAAGUGGCAUGUCAGCCGGCUGGAGAUUAUGAUGCGGUUACUCGAUAAUGGCUCCCUUACGCCAGAACGCGUGAAUGGGUUGAAAGACAACAUCGACUAUUUCGUCGAGGCCAAUGCGAACGAUGACUAUGACGAGGACGAGGGCAUGUACGACGAGCUCAAUUUGGACGAAGAGGAAGAAAAAUUCGGCUUGGUCGCGGACGAGCGGGAUAGUGACGACUCUGACGAGGCCAGCGAAGCGGAUCUCCCACCUCGGACACCAUCAAAGAAACAUGAUGAAGAAAGCGUGUCAAGUAGUAAACGUGACGGUAGUCCCAUCAUGAAGAAAGCAAGUGUUGCAUUACAACUACGCAAGCAUUCAAUAGUGGCAGAAGCACCAAAACCACCACCAAAUCCAAAUUUUGCCCAGCAGCCCAUGGCGAGCAUUCUGAAGGCAGGAUUACCGAGUACACAACCGAGACCACCAGCUCCACAACUUCCGCCAAUACGAUACGCGGCGGCGGCGGCGGCAGCGGUUACACCUUCAACAAGCACACAAAACAAUGCAGCUGUGGCAAAUCCCCCAUCGAUACAGCCGUUGUCGGUCGCAACUGAAAGUCCAGUACCUAAUCCAUCGAACGUGACAAUUACACAGGAAACAUACAAUGCCGUGCUCUCAUCACCAAGCUUGACUCACCCAUCUACGACAAGCCCUUUGCUUUCCUCGACUUCUGAAUCUGUACAACAACUCGAUGGUUCCACUGAUUCACCUGCACUGUCUGAAGCUUUGUCGGGUAUGGAGGCAUCAGGAACGACGUCAUCUCGUUCACGCGACGCCUCGCCACGAGUCGGUUCACAGUCGCCUCAUGUCAAUCAAGCAUUAUCCGAAGCGCAACAAGCACCGACACAAUCACAGACGAAUGGUGUUCAACCCACGACACAGCCUGCACCACAACUUUCGCCGCUUCCACAACAAGUGCAACAAUUCCCUGUGGGUGCAACCGCACCAACCCUGGCAGUAGAAUUGCCGCAUUCCUCAUCUAGUGGCUCGUCGCCACUCCCGGUCCCGCAACAGCAACAACCACAGUUCCCGCCUGGUGUGAAGGUUACAGAACAGCAACAUCAGCAGAGCGUACCAAUACUCAAUCCUCAGCAGUCACAGAUGGCAGGACAGCGACCUCCAUCAGCGGCACCGACCCAGAGCAUGACUCCGUCCUUGCAGCAGAGGUCAAAUGUGCCCAAUGCCUUCCCAGGAUCACUCUCCGAUUUAGUCGUGUCAUUUGAAAACGUAAAACAGAAAGCCGCGCAUCGAAUGACGAACCUCGAUCAGGUGCACAAACUGUUGGAGGGUAGUUACAACACUAUGCCGCAACCACAGGACACAGAGAAGCCUAAGUACUACGUUCCGCGGAACCCCUAUCAAACGCCGUCGUAUUAUCCACAAGCGACAAAUCCCAUUUUGAGCUCACAGGGUCUAUUCUCGCAAUUAGACGUCGAGACACUCUUCUAUGUGUUCUACUUCCUUCCCGGCACCUAUCAACAGUAUCUUGCGGCCAAAGAGCUCAAGCGUCAGUCAUGGCGAUUCCAUGUGAAGUAUUUGACAUGGUUCCAGAGACAUUCUGAGCCGCAGGCAAUCACGGAUGAGUACGAACAGGGUGUGUAUGUUUACUUUGAUUGGGAAGGUAGCUGGUGUCAGCGGAAGAAGAGCGAUUUCCGAUUUGAAUAUCGGUACUUGUCGGAGGAUUGAGGGCGGGCUUGGUACUUAAUUUUAUUACGCUGCAGUGAACUCUGUCCGUUCCCCCACUCGUUCCCACUGUUUUCCUUUAGUUUUCCUCCUGUUUCUUGUGCAGUAGGCGUCGUCUAGUUGCCUGUACGGAAUAUGAUCUAAUUUUGCAGAUU